GGCUGCGCUAGCGCGCGUCGGCUGGAGAGGGCGGUCCGCGCGCUUCGCGGCAACUCCGGCUGCUGUGCCGCGAGGCUCCCGAGCCGCAAGGCUAGAGCUCCGUGGUGAGGCGGGUGUCCCAGAGCCGCCUCUGGUCGCCCGCCGCCAGGUCGCGCCCCUGGGAGCCUCGACCGCCGAGCCUCUUGCAGCACCCGGCGCUGGGCGCCGGCCGAGGGCGUCCGCGGCGGCCGGGGUGGCCGGCACAGCGACGAUGGGCGCGCGGACCUGGCGCGUGGGCUGUGGCGGUCUGCUCCUUCUGGCUCUGGUCGGGUCUGUCCGAAGCGAGGGCGCGCAGAGCUGCGAAGAAGUUGGGAAACUUUUCCAGGGGCGCCUGGCGGGAGCUGUCAGGGGGCUGCCGGAUUCGCCGAGGGCAGGACCUGAUCUCCAGGUUUGCAUAUCCAGAAAGCCUACAUGUUGCACCAAGAAGAUGGAGGAGAGAUUCCAGAUUGUAGCUCGCCAAGAUAUGCAGCAGGUGCUGCAAACAGCCAGCUCUCCAUUAAAGUCCCUCAUAUCUCGAAAUGCAGCUGCUUUUCAAGAAACCCUUGAAACACUCAUCAGACAAGCAGAAAAUUACACCAGCAUCCUUUUUUGCAACACCUAUAGGAACAUGGCCUUAGAGGCUGCUGCUUCUGUUCAGGAGUUCUUCGCUGACGUAGGCCUUUAUUUAUUUGGCGCAGAUGUUAAUCCUGAAGAGUUUGUCAACCGAUUCUUCGAUAGCCUCUUCCCUCUAGUCUACAAUCAUCUCAUUAACCCUGGUGUGACUGACAGUUCCCUGGAAUAUUCAGGAUGCAUCCGGAUGGCCCGCCGGGACAUCAGUCCAUUCGGGAAUAUUCCCAAGAGAGUCAUGGGUCAGAUGGGCAGGUCACUGUUGCCCAGCCGCACGUUCCUGCAGGCCCUGAAUCUGGGCAUUGAAGUCAUCAACACCACGGACCAUCUGCACUUCCCCAGAGAGUGCAGCCGGGCCCUUCUGAGGAUGCAGUAUUGCCCUCACUGUCAGGGCCUGGCGCUCAGCAAGCCUUGCACCGGCUACUGCCUCAACGUCAUGAGAGGCUGUUUGGCCCACAUGGCAGAGCUUAAUCCACACUGGCACGCGUACAUCCGGUCUUUGGAAGAGCUGUCAGAUGCCAUGCACGGGACAUAUGACAUUGAACACGUGCUCCUGAACUUCCACCUGCUUGUCAAUGAUGCCGUGAUGCAGGCCCACCUCGGUGGACAAAAGUUGUUGGAACAGGUAAAUAAAAUUUGUGGCCAUCCAGUGAGAACACCCACACAAAGCCCCCGUUGUUCUUUUGAUGGGAGCAAAGAAAAGCAUGGAAUGAAGAUCUCUGCAAGAAAUGGUGAAGAGACACUCGCCAACAGAAGAAAAGAAUUUAUCAAUAGCCUUCGGAUCUACCGGACAUUCUAUGGUGGCCUGGCGGAUCAGCUGUGUGUUAAUGAGUUAGCUGCUGCAGACGGACAGCAGUGCUGGGAUGGAAAAGACGUAGUCCAAAGCUAUACUCAACGGGUGGUUGGAAAUGGAAUCAAAGCCCAGUCUGGAAAUCCUGAGGUCAAAGUCAAAGGAACUGAUCCUGUGAUAAAUCAGAUUAUUGAUAAACUGAAGCAUGUUAUUCAGCUGUUACAGGGGAGGUCACCCAGACCCGAUAAGUGGGAACGUCAGGUGGGCAGCGGUGGCGGCCUGGUUGAUCAAGUGAGUGGGGACUGUGACGAUGAAGAUGGUUGUGGCGGAUCAGGAAGUGGAGAAGUUAAGAGAACACUGAAAAUCACAGACUGGAUGCCAGAGGAGCUGAACUUCAGUGAUGUCAAGCACAUCCAUCAAACAGAUGGUGGCAGUACUCUGGGCACAACUGGAGCAGGAUGCCCAGCAGGGUCUGAAUCUAUGGCACUGAUGCUGCUGGGCGUGGUGAUGGUUCUGCCUGGGCUCUGGUAACUGAACUCAGCUGCCCCUCCCCAGAGCAGUCUUCCAGGAGUCUAGAUUUCUCCCCUCUCUCCAUAAACCUGGAAUAGGAUUCUUUCUGAAUGUAACGACCAUAUUUAUGCAAAGAUAUGCCACACUAACUUCUUAGAGGCCAAGUUGGAAUGUCAGAGUAUCUAAAAAUCAACACUGGAAUACUCUGAAAAUGUCUUCUUUGAAUCUUUCUUAAACCUUCUUAAAUUCUAACAUAUUAAGCCUGCAAAUGUGAAGAUCACAGAGUGACUGUGCAGAAGGGGUUAUCUCUAAUUUUGUUAUCCUCAAUUCCAACCCCUAUCCUUUCUUCAGGACAGAAAAAGAGUUUCAAAAUCAAAGUACAUUUGCAGGACAAUGAAGACAGUUCCAAUUAUUUAAACUACCUGAGUUAGAAUCACAUUGAAUCUAUCCAAAAACUCAAUGGCAAGUAACAUGCAUGCAUUUUCAAGAGAUUCUUCCAUUUUUGCAAGCUAUAGAAAGAAACUACUGAAAGUCUUUUAAAUUAAAUUGUGAAAAAACAAUUCAUGCAAUUUUAUUGAAGGAGCUUGAUCAUUCUAUCCAAUGUAAACUAACAACAUACAGCUGAAUUAUUUUGGUAGCAUCUGAUCUGUACUGUAUUAUAUUCUAAAGGCAUUUUCAGUAUUGUGACCCUGUUCCCUCAUCUUUCUGCCUAGUGGAUUUAGCUACACUGUAAAGCACACGCCUGCUUCAGGAAUAUCUCUAAUAAAGCUGUUAAUUACUUCAUG
Molecule: messenger RNA, 2730 nt
Organism: Condylura cristata (star-nosed mole)
Lineage: Eukaryota; Metazoa; Chordata; Mammalia; Eulipotyphla; Talpidae
Gene: GPC5
Product: glypican 5
Exons: 8
Coding region: 251-1966 (571 amino acids)
Biological process (GO): regulation of protein localization to membrane; cell migration; positive regulation of canonical Wnt signaling pathway
Cellular component (GO): plasma membrane; extracellular region; cell surface
Source: RefSeq, a predicted model, not a curated record